AUAGUUAAGCCAUCCCUCGUUGUCAUCGAUAACUAAAGAAAGUACGCAGCCGAAAAAAAGCACACACGUCACAACACUUUAGUGGAGUCGCCAGAAAAGAUAGCUUAGUCAAGAUGGCCAAACAAGUGGCCGAUUUUCAGACCAGCAAAGUCCAGUUUUACCAGAAGCUGGCCCUGGCCAUUAUCCUAGGAGCGGUGCUCCUCUCCCUGCCGGAAUUCUGUGCCGGUCAGGGUAAUCCCAGUUUCAAAUACUCGCGGGAAGCCAAUGAAAACUUUGAUCCGAAGAAGGCUCCGCCGGUUGUACAUGACCACCACGACCACGACCAUGACCAUGAUCAUCACGAUCAUGAUCACCACGGGCACCACGAUCAUCAUGACCAUGAUCACCAUGACCACGACCAUCAUGACCACCACGAUCACCAUCACCAUGAACAUGGGCAUUCAAAAGGCAAGCCGGCUUUGGAUAUGAACACCAUAUGGCUGCACUCGAUAGGAUCCACACUUCUUAUCAGCGCUGCUCCCUUCGUGCUGCUUUACAUCAUUCCUCUUGAUAACAGUGAGGCGAUGAAGCCACGUCUGAAGGUUCUAUUAGCCUUCGCAUCCGGCGGUCUGCUGGGCGAUGCUUUCCUGCACUUGAUACCGCACGCCACACACCCGCACUCCCAUGGAGAUCACGAUCAUGAGGACGGACACCACCACCACCAUCAUCAUCACCAUGAGGGAGAGGAGGAUGGCCAUGGACACGUUCAUGAUAUGUCCGUUGGCCUGUGGGUGCUGGGGGGCAUUAUUGCCUUCUUAUCGGUUGAGAAACUCGUGCGUAUUCUGAAGGGAGGCCAGGGAGGACAUGGGCACAGCCAUGGAGCACCCAAGCCGAAGCCCGUUGAGACCAAAAAGGCUUCGAACAAAGAAAACGGAGAUGGAGACAAGAAGGCCAAGUCCAACAAGCCGAAAGACAACAAGAAGGAAGCCGAGCCGGAAGGUGAGGUAGAAAUCUCCGGCUACUUGAACCUGGCGGCUGACUUUGCCCACAACUUUACCGACGGCCUGGCUAUCGGAGCAUCUUACUUGGCGGGCAACAGCAUCGGCAUCGUCACCACCAUUACUAUUCUGUUACACGAAGUUCCUCAUGAGAUCGGAGACUUUGCUAUCCUGAUAAAGUCUGGGUGUUCGCGACGAAAGGCGAUGCUGCUUCAGCUGGUCACAGCGUUGGGAGCAGUGGCAGGAACAGCUCUAGCCCUUUUGGGAGCUGGAAGCGGUGAAGGAGACACCUCCGCACCCUGGGUACUGCCUUUUACUGCUGGCGGAUUCAUUUAUAUUGCGACGGUCAGCGUGUUGCCGGAAUUACUGGAGGAAUCCACAAAGCUGAAGCAGUCGUUGAAGGAAAUCUUUGCGCUGCUCACCGGCGUGGGAUUGAUGAUUGUCAUUGCCAAGUUCGAGUAGGGGUAAUUGUGUGAAUGCAAAGCAACUUAAGUUAUGGGGUUUCCAGCUAAUCAACGGACAGUUUUAAGCAGAUCUAGGAUCAGGUUUCACCCAACCUAAAUUCAGAAAAAAAAAAACAAUUAUUUCAAUAUGCGCAUUAACAUUUUAAACAAUGCCAUAUUUAAUUAAGACUCAGUUUUUCGAUCAACCUGCUUAGAAUUAUUCUAGGAUUAUAUUCCGAACCCAUAGUAAUAUGUUUAAAAGAAUCGAUUCAGCUUUAAACAGUUUUGAUUGCCCUUAAAAAUUGUGCUUUCUUUCCUUCGAAGUGAAGUUUUAAAAUAAGUCUAAAUACACACUACACAAAAAAUA
Drosophila ananassae is the source of this 1787-nucleotide messenger RNA. RefSeq names its product protein catecholamines up (gene Catsup). Bases 114 to 1439 code for a protein of 441 amino acids. The record is from RefSeq and is a predicted model, not a curated record. Gene Ontology annotation, molecular function: zinc ion transmembrane transporter activity. Gene Ontology annotation, biological process: zinc ion transmembrane transport; intracellular zinc ion homeostasis. The transcript has 2 exons. Gene Ontology annotation, cellular component: membrane. Lineage: Eukaryota; Metazoa; Arthropoda; Insecta; Diptera; Drosophilidae.